AUGUCGUCGGAGGAUCUCACACAUAAAUAUACCAUCGACCGUCCCUACUUCCAUCAACUCAACGCUCAGUCGCUAUAUUACCGGGACAAAGUCUUAUGCCUCUUACCACGACAUCUAGAACGUCUUUUGAAAGCUCCCGUAUCGUUUGAUGGUGCGAAUCAGGCACGGUUCGCUCUGGCAACCGUCCUCGUUCUCUACAACCUCGAACUAUUCGCGGCCAAGGCGACCCAACGGCGACUACACAUCCAGGGGGCUCGCGCAAUCAUCCAAUGGAAGCUUCAGGCGAUUGGACGUCACCUACCUCCCGACGUCGCCGACAAUUUUCUCCGUUACGAAUACUACUUCACCGCCGUCUUCAACGGCUUGACCACGUUUGAUGCAACCUACGAUGUCAUUGACGAUAUCCCAAUCCACGACAAGAUCGCCGUCUUUGGGGACUUUGUCCGGAUCAUGCACUCCGUCACCCGAGCCGAGCGACUUCAGUUUAGUGGGAGUUCGGAUACCGAAACGACACGGGUGGAAGAUGUCGUGGACGAAAUUGAAACCGCAAGGGGUCGAGCACUCCAGCUCAAUCAGAUCAUGCGGUUUCAGUAUCCCGACGCACGGCACGAUUUCGAACACCUGACCCAUAUCUAUUACCAUGCGAGCUUGAUCUACAGUCACCGUGUGCUCUCGGACUUCGCGUCGUUCAACGACCUCAUGCGGGCCUCUCGAGACGCGAUUCUCGAACACUUAUCGCACCUCAUGGAGCGGGCAUAUUUCGCUCACGACCUCGUUUGGCCCCUGUUCAUAUGCGGGACAGAAUGCCGAGGUUUCCCGGAGAAGCAGGAUACCAUCGAACGGGCCCUUUUGGGGGUGAUUCGUCUGAGCGGGAGUCUGGAACGGCGGCGAGUGUUAUCCUUUUUAAGGAUGUUUUGGCAGCUGGACUGCGACGAUGGGCCGGUGAGUUGGAUUGCGGUGGCGAGGAGUCGGGCGGCCGACUGUAGUUUCGUGAUAAUCUGA
This is a messenger RNA of Aspergillus bombycis, 1002 nucleotides long. RefSeq lists its product as uncharacterized. Gene Ontology annotation, biological process: positive regulation of transcription by RNA polymerase II. Lineage: Eukaryota; Fungi; Ascomycota; Eurotiomycetes; Eurotiales; Aspergillaceae. Gene Ontology annotation, molecular function: DNA-binding transcription factor activity; transcription cis-regulatory region binding. The transcript has a single exon. Gene Ontology annotation, cellular component: nucleus. Bases 1 to 1002 code for a protein of 333 amino acids. The record is from RefSeq and is a predicted model, not a curated record.